AUGAGAAACUUCCGAUCAUUAUGCUGUUGCCAGCACCGUGAGAAGCACUUAGUGGUGGUUGUCAGAUUCAAGAGAAGUGCAUUUGAAACUAGGGAGGAGGAGGAGGAGGAAGAGGAGGAGGAGGAGGAGGAGGAGGAGGAGGAGGAGGAGGAGGAGGAGGAGGAGGAGGAGGAGGAGGAGGAGGAGGAGGAGGAGAGGGAGAGGCGAGACGGCAGCAGCGAGCCUCCCUUGGAGCGUUGGAACAUGUGUUGCAGCCAGUAG
Molecule: messenger RNA, 261 nt
Organism: Closterium sp. Naga37s-1
Lineage: Eukaryota; Viridiplantae; Streptophyta; Zygnematophyceae; Desmidiales; Closteriaceae
Source: the annotation of a GenBank genome assembly